This is a messenger RNA of Auxenochlorella protothecoides, 657 nucleotides long. RefSeq lists its product as hypothetical. The transcript has 3 exons. The record is from RefSeq and is a predicted model, not a curated record. The coding region runs from base 1 to 657 and encodes 218 amino acids. NCBI's taxonomy places the organism in Eukaryota, Viridiplantae, Chlorophyta, Trebouxiophyceae, Chlorellales, Chlorellaceae.
AUGGCUGCCCGGCAAGGCGUGCCACUGGGUGUUCCCGUCUUUCUCCCGGCCGGCCUGGGCCCCCUGGCGGCCUUUGGGAGCCUGAGGUCCCUGCUCGGCCCCGCCCCCUCCCGCAGCGCCGCAGCAGCGAUCGCCCUGGCUGGGCCCCUGACAGGUCUGGCUGCCAGCUGCUCUGUGCUCCUGGUGGGCCUGCACUUCACGAUGCAGGGCUGGGGCGGGCUUAACAUGACCCUGGACGCCUUUGACGAGGCGGGGCCCCUGGGCGCCGUCGUGCACGCCGUUCUCGACCACGGGGACGCUGCAGCCGCGACCCUGGACUGCCACCCCUGGCUGGUCGCCGGGGCUGGCGGCGUGCUCAUCAAUGCCCUGGCCCUCGUACCAGCAGGGGACACCGACGGCGGGCGACUGGCGACCCACAUCCUGGGGCGGGAAGCUGCCAUGCGGCUGUCCCUGCUCUCGCUGGCCCUGCUGGGCGCGCUGGGCUGGGUCAACCAGCUGGCGGACUGGUGGCUGCCGGCCCUCCUGAUCCUGCAUGGCUCACCUCCGGCCUUGUGCACCGACGAGGUCACCCCCGUGUCGAAGGACCUGAAGCUGGCCGGCCUCCUCUGCCUGUGCCUGCCAGCCGCCAUGCUGGUCCCCCGCUUCGGGGGCAGCUGA